Messenger RNA from Neomonachus schauinslandi (Hawaiian monk seal), 893 nucleotides. It is a transcript of the gene NEURL3, whose product is annotated as neuralized E3 ubiquitin protein ligase 3. The transcript has 4 exons. Lineage: Eukaryota; Metazoa; Chordata; Mammalia; Carnivora; Phocidae. The record is from RefSeq and is a predicted model, not a curated record. Bases 79 to 882 code for a protein of 267 amino acids.
CUUUGGAAACCUGUCCACGGGCCUUCUCCAGACAAUUCCUUCCAGACCCAGGGACCCGUGUCCGAGGACCUCAGGCUGAUGGGGGCCCAGCUCUGCUCCCAGGCUGACGCCGAGGCGCCGCGAGAGACACUCCGCUUCCACGCCGAGGCCAAGGGCGCGCAGGUGCGUCUGGACGCCAAGCGGUGCACUGCGCACAGGCGCGCCACGUUCCACGACGGCAUCGUGUUCAGCCAGCGGCCGGUGGCGCCGGGCGAGCAGGUGGCGCUGCGCGUGCUGUGGCACGAGACCGGCUGGUGCGGCGGGCUCCGCGUGGGCUUCACGCGCCUGGACCCCGCGCGCUUGUCCGCGCCCAGCCUGCCGCCCUUCGUGUGCCCAGACCUGGAGCAGCAGAGCCCGACAUGGGCGGCCAUGCUGCCCGAGGGCGGCGCGCUGGCCGGGGACGUGGUCCGCUUCUGGGUGAACAGCGGCGGCCGGCUCUACGCCAGGGUCAACGCGGGCCCCCGGCUCCUGCUGCGCAAGGGCGUGCUCCUGGGCGCCCCGCUCUGGGCCGUGAUGGAUGUGUACGGGACCACCAAGGCCAUCGAGCUGCUGGAUCCCAUGGCCAGCGUCUUCCCCUCAACCAUGCCAUGGCCCUUCAGUGAUGAGACUCUGCAGCCUGAAGCUGCAGCAGGGGAGGAGUGCACCAUCUGUUUCCACCGUGCUGCCAACGCCUGCCUUGUCCCCUGCGGCCACACACACUUCUGCAGCUACUGCGCCGAGCGGGUCUUCAUGGACUCGGCCAAGUGUCCUGUAUGUCGCUGGAAGAUUGAGGCCGUGGCCCCUGCUUGGGGCCCCCCUACUCUGAGGACUGGACGGGGCCUCUGGGUGUGGGGGGCAGACUGAGUCUAGCUCUG